This is a messenger RNA of Gymnodraco acuticeps, 5270 nucleotides long. RefSeq names its product kelch-like family member 30 (gene klhl30). The record is from RefSeq and is a predicted model, not a curated record. Gene Ontology annotation, molecular function: protein binding. Lineage: Eukaryota; Metazoa; Chordata; Actinopteri; Perciformes; Bathydraconidae.
ACUGAUCCUUGGGGGACACCGCAAGUCACAGAGUGUGUUCUUGAUUUAGCCGCUCCCAAGGUGACGUGCUCAGUCCUCUCGGUGAGAUAGGAGGUGAACCAGUUUAAGGCAGUCAGAGAGUCCAAUUGUAGUGUGAAGAUGGUGGAGUAGGAUGUCAUGGUCGACGGUAUCAAAUGCUGCAGUUAGAUCCAGGAGGAUGAGGAGAGAUGGAGAUCCGGUGUCAGCUGUCAUCAGCAGGUCAUUGGUCACCCUGACUAAGGCAGUUUCUGUACUGUGGCUCUGGCGGAAACCAGACUGGAAUUUUUCAAAGAGUUUAUUCAGUGUUAGAUGUUCCUGGAUCUGAAUGGCAACUACUUUCUCCAGUACCUUGGAUAGGAAUGGCAGGCUGGAGAUGGGUCUGUAAUUGGCUAGGACUUCAGGGUCUAAAGUGGGUUUUUUGAGGAGUGGUUUGAUGACAGCAGCUUUUACUGGUGGUGGAACAUGACCAGACUGGAUGGACUGGUUUAUCACUGAAGUGAUCAGCGGACUUAUGGCACCAAUGUUCGAUUUCACGAAAGCUGUGGGAAAGGGGUCCAGGGCACAGGUGGAGGGUUUCAUCUUUUUGAUGAUGGCCUCAACUUCAUGCUGCGAGAUGUUAGUGAAGCAGCAAAUAAGCUGGGUCGGUCCAGGCUGGGGGUUGACGGUCAGGACUAGCAGAGCAGCGGAGUUUGAGAGGAGAGAGUCUCUACUUUUUUCUUGAAAAAUGUGAUGAAAUUAUCACUGCUCCUCUGUGGUGUCUUUGUGUCGCGGAGUCUGAGGUUUGAAGAGAUGGUUUAUGUUGGACAAAAGUAGCUUGGAGUUGCCAGGGCUAUUGUUGAUGAUGGUGGAGUAGAAUGUUGACCGUGUGUCUCUGAGGGACUUUGCGUAGGCAUUUUGGUGGUCCCGGUAUGCCUGUCUGUGAACAGAGAGGCCUGAAGCCUUGAAGUGCCGCUCGAGGACUCGCCCCGCUGUCUUCAUUUUCCUCAGCUCCCAGGUGUACCAGGGCCGGCUGAGCAUGAGAAAGUGACUGUUCUGGUUUUGACAGGGGCGUGGAGAUCCAGGAGACAUGCUCAGAGAUGUAUUGUAAAAAUCCACAGAUUCAUUUACUGAUGUAAGAGUUAUUGUGGAGAGAUGCUGGAGAUCCGAGGUCAUGGUGUCCGGGUUGAUGUUUUUCAGAUUUCUGAAACGGAUUUGACGCUUGGGUUUGGUGUGGGGUAGCAGCAGUGGCAGCUUCAUUGAGAUGGCCUUGUGAUCCGACACACCUAGAUCGUAAACUGAUAGUUUACUAAUGGGGGCAGAGUUUGUGAUUACAAGGUCCAGUGUGUGUCCCCUAGUGUGUGUGGGGACAUCAACAUGUUGUGUUAGGUUGAGGCAGUCCAGAAGGUGUAGGAACUCGGCUGCAUAGUGACAGGAGGGGGUGUCAAGGUGAAUAUUGAUGUCUCCUAGUAUUAUAAUGUUGGCAGAGGUAGCGCAGAGUGUACUGAGAAGAUCGUGGAUCUCUGGGAUGAGGGCAGAGUUGGGUUUGGGUGGCCGGCGGUAGAUGAGAAGUAUUGUCAGUGAGAGGGUUUUUUUUUUACAGCAGCUGCAGCGGGAGUUGGCCCCGCUGGAUACCAACGGACUCUGGAGCAAAUAAGCAACAAGCUAAAAAAACUCAAGAAAGACUACCGGGAUCGUUGUUGUUGUUGUCGAUAUGAGGGAUUUUCGCGCCGUGUGGGUGUAAUAAGAAGGCACAUAAAUGUUUACGUGAUGACGCAAACGAUGACGCAAUGACGCAGCUCCACUCGAGCUCCACUCGGGCUCUGAGCGGUGGAAACACAAGUGGUGCUACAGAGAAGAACCGGUUCAGCACCAGAAAAUCAAAAGAACGAUUCUUGAACCGGAUCCGGUUUGGUGGAAAAGGGGCAAUACAAAAUGUCACUCAAAGAGACAAAUACCAAGCAGAAAGACAAAAAAAGCAUAAACAUAAAAAAAACAUAAAACAACUUAAAAGAUAAAGAUAAAACAGCAGCGGAUAGACAUAAGAGACUUACAAUGAUAAGUAAGGACAGAAAGAGUCACAAAACAGCAACAAAAAGAGGCUUUAAAAUCUUAUGUCUGUGUCCAGUGUGUCCAAUGUCUCACACGCCACUCAUGGAUUUUUUGGUACAAAAGUUUUGUGACAAAAAACUGGCUCAUGACGAUAAUUGUUUUGCAGUUAUUUUAACAAUAAAACUGUGAAAAAGAGAAAUAAAUCAGAUAAUUGUGGAAGACCUUCAAGCCACUUUAUGAUAUCAGGCUGACACCUGCCUCCUCUGUGUGUAAGCAUGUCCCCCCCGGCACUGAAUCAAACCAGGACCAAGCAGGGCUGGAACACUGAGUCACAGAAAGCUGUUUACUAUAUCUGUCAGUCAAUAGAGUGCUAAAAUAGUUCAAUGUUAACAUGUACAUUCAGAUACUCUAUGUUUUUCAAUAGAUACAAUAGAUAAAUAGCAAACUUUGCAAUGAAAUUACGAUGAUAAUGACCGAGGACAAACAAAAACGAGGAUCAGUCCAAAUGAGGACGGGACACUGGUAUCCCCCCUCAAAAAUGUAAAUGAUUGGCCCAUUUUGACAGGCUGUGUCCCGCUCUUUGCUGUCUGAGGCUUAUAGGACCAGGUUAACCCAUGCUACCACCAAAGACCAUUUUUUUAUUUACCAUACACUGACUACUGACAUUUGAAAUUGAAAUAAUCCCUUCUUGUAUGUGGUGUUAUGAAUUAGUUGUUGCAUGAUAUAUAAAGUAGCUGCUGGGGCUACGUCAUGUGUCCUCUCUGCUGGGAGGAAUGGUAUGUGCCUGUAACAGCAGCUGCGGCCCCCAUGCUUGUUGUUUGGAAUCUGACUUUAGCACAGCCUCACUCUCGGUUCUAAAAAUAACCGAUAGACAGGCAGCGUCCCAAUGACUUGGCUAAUGUUUUUCGCCAUGCUGCCCACUCCAUGUUGAUCCGACCUGCCGCUUAGCUACAAACAGCUUUUAUUUACUGGAAAAGGAUGAGCCAUUAUUUCCAUUCUCUACUCCUGUGGUAAGCUCAGUCUUAUAUCGUCCCUGCUUUAAGCUGAUUUGACCCACAUUUUGAACCGCAGUUAACCAUGGUGCGCAAUGUGGAUGACCUGGACUUCUGCCUGCCCUCCCAUCCACAGAACAUUCUGGAGGGCUUGCGCUCCUUCUGCUCUGACCCCAAACUGGUGGAUGUAACACUGAGCGCAGGAGGUCGGGACUUCCCCUGUCACCGUGGCGUGUUGGCGCUCUGCAGCACGUACUUCCACAGCAUGUUCUCAGGGGACUUUGUGGAGAGCAUAGCUGCGCGUGUCGAGCUUCAUGAUGUCGAUCCUGAUAUACUCAGCUGCUUGCUGGACUUUGCAUACACAGGCAAACUGACCAUCAACCAGAGCAAUGUGGAGGGGCUGAUCUGCAACUCCAGCCAACUCCAGUUCCAGACGGUGAGAGGCGUGUGCAGCCGGUACCUUCAGCAUCAGAUUGAUGCCACCAACUGUCUGGGAAUCCUGGAGUUUGGAGAUAUCCAUGGCUGCCCCGAGGUGAUGGCCAAAGCGUGGGCCUUCCUCUUGGAGAACUUUGAAGCUGUGCAACAAUGUGAGGAGUAUCUCCUGUUGGCGAAGGAGAGGUUGGUUGCCUGCCUGUCCGACGAAGGACUACAAAUCCGGACAGAGUGCACCCGUGUGGAGGCCAUUCUGAAAUGGGCCAGGCACCACAAGGAGUCCCGGCUCUCCGACCUCCCUGAACUCCUCACUCUGUCCCGUCUCCCGCUGCUCAGCCUGGACUACCUGACAGACACCCUGCUGAAGGACAGUCUGGUGCAGGGCUCCCCCAGCUGCAGAGAGGCUGUGGAAAAAGUCCAAAGAGAGAAAAUGGAUUUGUCACCAGAACACACAGACAGUCUCAGUUCUAAGAGUCCACAACCAAACCUGCAAGAGGUGCUGCUGGUGAUGGGAGGUCGUUCUCUGGAUGACUCGGAUGAUGAGGAGGACUCAGAUGAUGAGGACAGAGACCCGAGACUACAAAGAUUACUCCCCAGGAAUUUUGCUUUCUACAACACAAAGACAAAACAGUGGCAUGAGCUCCCUCAUUUUCCUAAUCCUAACAAGUGGGGUUACGCCAUGGUCUCCUUAAACAAUGAUGUGUACGUCACAGGGGGCUCGCGUGGUUCGAAUACCAACACCUGGUCGACCACAGAGACCUGGAAAUUCAUCACAAAAGAGGGGAAGUGGGUUACUGUGGCUCCCAUGCUCCGGCCUCGGACUAACCACACUUCUGCAACACUCAACGGGGAGAUUUACGUCAUUGGAGGUACAACUUCAAAUAGGGUUGAGGUUGAGCAUUACGACCCUUACAACGACACCUGGGCAUUGACCUGCCCCGCCCUGAAAUAUGUGACUAACUUCACUGCCACGGCGUGUCAUGGGAAGCUCUACGUGAUUGGCUCCUGUGCUAUGAAAUAUAACGCUUUGGCCAUGCAGUGUUACAACCCUGUUAUAGAUAGCUGGACCACCAUAUGUUCGCCCUUCAUCCCUAAGUAUUUGUCCUCUCCUCGUUCUGUCUGUAUGGAUGGAACUAUUUAUCUGGUUGCUGACAACACUAAGAAAGUCUACUCUUAUGAUCCAGAGGCGAACAUGUGGCAGAAGAUCCAGCUUCUCCACAUGCUCCAUGAGAAUGGUGGCCUGGUGACGCUGGAUGGGAGGCUUUUUGUCACUGGAGGCCAUUGGAAAGGGAUGGAGGGGGACUAUGGGGUGGAAGUUGAGGUUUACAACCGAACAACCGACACCUGGGAGGUGGAGAGCUACCUGCCGAGACUUUGGUUCUACAGUGGAGUCUGCACCACCUUCCUUGAUCCGUCCCAGUGGACUGAGCUUUUCAGCAUAGACUCAACAUAAUGGCCUCCUUUCCUGAUGGGACAAAAACCCCAGGUUGAGGAGUUCACGGAGACACAGACCUGUUCAUAUCUAUAUGACGAUGCAAAUGGAAUGUUUAUCCCAGGAUAUCAUUGUGCCUGAGAAUAGGUGCUACAUGAUCCUCAGAUAUUCUGGGUUGUUUUUAUGGCCUUGCUUGGCUGCUCAGCAGGUGUUUAUUUAUACUUUGUAGGCAUAUCAUGUGUUUGAGUUGUUGAAUGGUGUUCUUCAGCCACAACAUCUUUGCAGAGUGAGUAUUAUUAUUAUUUGUUGUAGAUCAUGGGUUUGCAACUAAUUAUCAAUAAAAUGUGUUGCAUAAAACUGUCCGACAA